GAUCGUCAUCACACAGGAUAUUCCCCCAAGUACAAACAGUGCUCAGAAUGGCUACCAUCUGUCAUUAGAAAUCAGUAUUCCAUCGAACCUGACUGGAGUCUUACUGGCCCUAGUCUCCAAUAAGCAGACCAAUCACGGAAGAAGAGUAUACUGGCCCCGGGCAAGUCUGCCAUAUCCAGCUUUCCCUUUUUGUGCCCAGCUUCACAUAUAUACGCUUGCUGGUUGGCUGCGUUGCGAAGGAGCUCUCGAUCCCACUAUAGCAUCACCAGUUCGAUCACAAGGCCUUUUAUAGUGACUUGGUUCUUUUAGCGGUUGAUUGCAAGCUUACCCAUUACCACUACUUGAACUUUACCUCCAUCUCCAAUCAUGUCUGGUUCCGACAGCGAGUCCACCAUGUCGAGGAAGCCUCGCACAAUCGUCCUGUGUUUCGAUGGCACAGCAGGCCAUUAUGAUGCCACGAACUCGAAUGUUGUCAAGUUGUUCUCAUUAUUCCAGAAAGAUACAAACGAACAGCUUGCUUAUUACCAGGCAAGUCUGCUUGCAGAGUGCGAGGCGGGGGUGGGGACAUAUUUUUCUCCUGGCACAGUGUCCCCCUUGUUCAUGUGGUUCGCAAAACUCAUGGACGAAGCUUUCGCAUGGUAUCUCGAUGCUCAUGUAAUGCAGGGGUACCAAUACCUCAUGAACAACUAUCGCGAGGGCGACAAGAUCUGCUUAUUUGGAUUCUCUCGAGGAGCAUACACAGCGCGUGCUCUGGCUGGGAUGCUGAACAAGGUUGGCUUAAUUCCCCGGUUCAAUAUCCAACAGGUCUCUUUUGCCUAUAAGCUCUACAAGCGCACGGACAAGCAAGGAAAAAUUUUAGCUGCAGGGUUCAAGCAAACGUUCUCUCGGGAUGUGCGAGUUGACUUUGUCGGGGUGUGGGAUACUGUGCAAAGUACAGGGAUCCUCAUGAACCGAAGCUUGCCUUUUACAGACUCUAACACAUCUAUCAGAACGUUCAGACAGGCACUAGCUCUCGACGAGCAUCGGGCGAAAUUCCGCCCAAAUCUGUAUCACCGGCUAGAUCCUGACAAAGUCAAUGCAGGUCUUGACCCCGAACAUGCAAGCGGUAGCUUCUUUUUGAAGUUCAAGACCAAGAUGCACAACAAAGUUGGUACUCUGAAGAGUAAGUCUGGGAAGAAAGGGCCAAAAUGCGAUAGGAAGAAAUGUUCUUCAGGAAAGGAGCAAAUGACGGUCACCAUAAACGACGAACGUGCAUGUAUUCGCACGGAGGAUGAUAUAUUGACACGGGAUGAUAUCAUCAUAAGAGUGGUGGAGGAAGAAGCACCUACCGCACCCACCCCUCCAGCGGCCACUGAUGUCCUUGAGGUGUGGUUUUCGGGUUGCCACACGGAUAUUGGCGGAGGAGCUGUACAAGACGAUGUCAAGACGUCUCUUUCACACAUAACCUUACAAUGGAUGGUCGAACAAAUCGUUGCCUCGCAAUGCGGCAUUCUCUUUGAUAACGAUGCAUUAGAACGUAAUGGUCCUACCCCUUCCCCGGAGCUCUCAGAUGCACUAGCGCAAAUGCAUGAUGAAUUGCAAAUGCAGAAGCUCUGGUGGUUAUUGGAAAUCAUUCCUCUCGACUUUGCCUGGCAGGGUCCCGACGGAUUGUGGCACAAAACAUGGAGCAUUCAUCUCGGCAGGGGCCGUUACAUCCCCGAUCCUAUCCCCAAAUUCCACUAUACGGUAAAGGACCGAAUGGACGACAAAACUCUCAAUUAUAAGCCACGAGCCGUAUACGAAAAUGGGAAAGAAUGCUUCGUAGGAUAGACUAGCCUCAUUAGGCUUGUAUCCUUCCUCUACGGACGAUAUAUCAUACGUUGCACUCCAUUAAUAGUAUGCCUUUACGACUUUUUCAUUAUGAUGUUAACGACACACUCGGACGCCCAUGGUCUAGGUCCAACGACAGUAACGCUUUUUUAUUAUUGAUAUUUUACGAAAUUUGUACGAUGGUACGAAUUGGUACGUAGUUAUUGGCACGAUAAUACAACGCAUUCACGAU
Molecule: messenger RNA, 2041 nt
Organism: Serpula lacrymans var. lacrymans S7.9
Lineage: Eukaryota; Fungi; Basidiomycota; Agaricomycetes; Boletales; Serpulaceae
Exons: 11
Coding region: 367-1809 (480 amino acids)
Source: RefSeq, a predicted model, not a curated record